GUUGCAAACUGGAUAACGAGAAAAAAAUUAAAUCAAGUAUGAAACGUUCUAUGGCUACCAUUCUCCUAAUCAUCCUCAUCUCUAUAUUUCAAUUAGGGGUCUUCUCCUCCCACACUAUCCCCGAUCAAGAUACUAGUUACUUGAAGUUUGUACACGAAGCCAAUGAGUUACCAGAAACAGGGGAAUAUGAUUACAUAAUAAUAGGAGGAGGAACAGCAGGAUGCCCAUUAGCUGCGACAUUGUCAUCAAAAUAUUCAGUUCUCCUUCUUGAACGAGGCAGUGACCCUAACAAAUAUCCCUCUGUGUUAAAUGAACAAGGCCUAUUGAAUGCUUUUGUUGCGGAAGAUGAUGGCCAAAAUCCCUUUCAACAUUUCAUCUCUGAGGAUGGUGUAGAGAACAUAAGAGGGCGUGUUCUUGGCGGUGGUAGCAUGAUCAAUGCUGGCUUCUACUCGAGGGGUCAUCGUGAGUUCUUUGAAACUGCAGGUGUUGAUUGGGAUAUGGAAUUGGUGGAGAAGGCUUAUCAAUGGGUUGAACAAACUGUGGUAUCUAGGCCUAGUUUGAGUGCUUGGCAGUCUGCUUUUAGGGGUGCAUUAUUAGAAGCUGGGGUUGGCCCUGAUAAUGGAUUUGAUUUAAAGCAUCUUGUUGGAACUAAAACUGGAGGAUCCAUCUUCGAUAACAAAGGAAACAGACAUGGAGCUGUAGAACUUCUCAACAAGGCUGAACCCCAAAACCUUAAAGUUGGAACUCAGGCCAUAGUCGAAAGAAUCAUCUUCACUGGUUUAUCAGCAAGUGGGGUUUCAUAUUCUGAUCCAAAAGGAAAGUUGCAUACAGCAUUCAUCCGUGAGAAAGGUGAGAUAAUUCUAAGCGCUGGAGCCAUUGGAAGCCCUCAACUUCUCCUUCUAAGUGGGGUUGGCCCAAAAUAUCAUCUUUCAUCCUUAAAACUACCUGUCGUCCUCCACCAACCACAUGUGGGCGAAUUCAUGUCCGACAAUCCCCGUUUCAGUCCCACAAUCGUUCUUCCAUUCCAACUAGUUGCUUCAUCUGCACAAGUGGUUGGAACAUUAGCCAACAAUAUCCAUUUACAGUCAUUUGCUAGCCCUUUACCAUUUUUUGCUCCACCGUCUUUUAGUCUUCUCCCUCCUCAAUCCACUUCCAUCAUCCCCAGCUUAGCUAUUUUUGUUGGAAAAUUCUCUGAUGUCCUUUCUGAGGGAUCACUCCGAUUGAAUUCCUCCAUUGAUGUGAAGGAGAGUCCCAUUGUUCGAUUUAAUUAUUAUUCAAAUCAUGAUGAUCUUGCUCGAUGUGUCAGAGGAGUAAGAAAAGUGGGAGAUUUGCUUAAAACUCAAACUAUGGAAAAGAUUAAGAACCAAGAUUUGGAGGGUAAUAAAGGAUUUCAGUUUUUAGGGCUUCCCUUGCCGGAAAAUUUGUGGAAUGAUAGCGCCGUUGAAGAAUAUUGUCAGAAGACGGUGACGACUUAUUGGCAUUAUCAUGGAGGAUGUUUGGUUGGAAAAGUGGUCGACCAUAACCACAAAGUCAUCGGAAUUGAAAAUUUACGUGUAGUUGAUGGCUCCACUUUCUCUGUCUCACCGGGAACUAAUCCUAUGGCCACCCUCAUGAUGCUCGGCCGGUAUGUUGGCCUAAAAGUACUGCAACAAAGAUCAAGUUAAAGAGUGCAGGCUAACAAGACCACAUUUUGUGCAGCAUUCUUGUCUUUUAUGUUUCUUUUUUUAUUUUCUUUUUGAAAUAGCAUUCUUGGUUGUGGGCCAUAUAUCUUGUCAUUAACUAUUAUUAAUGGGAAUAGAAAUGGUUUUUUUCCUCUUAAGUU
Messenger RNA from Benincasa hispida (wax gourd), 1822 nucleotides. RefSeq names its product (R)-mandelonitrile lyase 1-like. The record is from RefSeq and is a predicted model, not a curated record. Gene Ontology annotation, molecular function: flavin adenine dinucleotide binding; oxidoreductase activity, acting on CH-OH group of donors. Lineage: Eukaryota; Viridiplantae; Streptophyta; Magnoliopsida; Cucurbitales; Cucurbitaceae.